AUGGUGCUUGAGAGAGACCAAGACAUACCGUCUUCACACAUACCAGUGGUGGACCUAAGCAAUCCCGAUCAAGAGCUAGUGGCGCGUGCGGUGGUGAAAGCGAGCGAAGAAUGGGGGGUUUUUCAGGUGGUCAAUCAUGAAAUCCCCACGGAGUUGAUACAACGUUUGCAGAAUGUCGGGAAGCAAUUCUUCGAGCUCCCUGAUGCGGAGAAAGAAGCCGUGGCGAAACCAUCUGACUCCCGUGAAGGAUACGCGAGGAGAUACGAAUUAGAUACUAGAGAACAAAAUAGGUACGGUCGAUCAGCUCUCUCACAAUAUCUGGCCACCGUCCUCUGUGAACUAUAA
This is a messenger RNA of Arabis nemorensis, 345 nucleotides long. The record is from the annotation of a GenBank genome assembly. NCBI's taxonomy places the organism in Eukaryota, Viridiplantae, Streptophyta, Magnoliopsida, Brassicales, Brassicaceae.